Molecule: messenger RNA, 2995 nt
Organism: Vespa mandarinia (Asian giant hornet)
Lineage: Eukaryota; Metazoa; Arthropoda; Insecta; Hymenoptera; Vespidae
Product: prolactin-releasing peptide receptor
Biological process (GO): G protein-coupled receptor signaling pathway
Cellular component (GO): plasma membrane; neuron projection
Molecular function (GO): neuropeptide Y receptor activity; neuropeptide binding
Source: RefSeq, a predicted model, not a curated record
GAGAGGUUUGAGGCGAACGAAUUUUCCGUUUUCAGUCGCCGACGGAAAACAGCGCGCGUCGGCCGCAAUCGCAAUUUCGAUAUCUCGCGUUUUGGUGCUGUGUUUAUAUAACGUGAAUAACAUAUAUAAACCAAAUCUCCAUCAUAUUUUCCUAAUGUAGUAAAGUAAAACGUAAAGAAAAAAAUAUUAAAGAUUUAUGAGCAAAGGAAUUAUCGAAAUUCGAUCAUCGAAUAACGAUCGAUAAAAGAUCUUUCGUCGAUCGAGUUACGAUCGUUCAAAAAAAAAAAAAAAAAAAAAAAAAAAAGAAAAAGAAAAGAGGAAAAGGCGGAAGAAGGAAAUCAAAAAAUUACAGAUAGUCCAGUUGGAAACAAAAUUUCGCGUGUGUUCGAUAAAACGUAUUACGAAACUAAGACGUUUGUUAACAAGAAAAGAAAAAAAUUAAUAAAUAAAUAAAUAAAAAGAAAAAGAAAAGAAAAAGAAAAGAAAAACGUGUAUGUUAAAAAAAAUAGUGACGACAGUUCGAUAAAAAUUCUAACCUGUACCGAAGAUUAAUUCUAAAGAACAAAUUAAAAAAAAAAAAAAAAAAAAAAGAAAAAAAAAGAUUUUUAGCAAACAUUUCUGUGAACAAAGUGAAAAGAUUAUAAGAAGAGACAAAAAAAUCAGAGAUAAAAAUUCGUGCAAUAAAGAAAGACGCGUGAUAAGUUCAACAAAAAUUUGUGCAAUAAAGGAGACAACAAAGUGAAAAGAUCAUUAAAAAAAAAAAAAAAAAAAAAAAAAAAAAAAUAAUCGUGCGUGAAAGAAAACAACAAGAAAUUCAAGACUUCGAAAUUCAAGAUAAGACAACAUAAUUCUUGAAGUUAAUUCGUGGAAAUUCGAGGGGCAACAAAAUUUUUUUUAAUUCCUUUGCAAAAAGAAACAACAACAAUAACAACAAUAGCAACAAUAUUUCAAGAAAAUUCGUAUGAAGGUAGAAGGGGCGACAAACUUAAGAGAAAAAAAAAGAAGUAUAAAAGAAAAAGAAUAAAAUAAAAUUAAAUUAAAUCAAAUAAAACAAAUAGAAAAAUUUAUUGAGAAAUUGAAACCUUAGAGGGUUGAAUAGAAGAUAUAAAAAAGAAUUAAAAAAAAAAAAUAAAAAAAAAAAAGCUGGAUAAUAAGAACAGCCGAGAAAAAGAGAGAGAGAAAGAGAGAGAGAGAAAGAGAGAGAGAGAGAGAGAGAGAGAGAGAGAGAGAGAGAAGUAUAGUGGUUAAAUAUAGCUUAAACUGAAUGAUUGAUUACGAAUAAAAAUUGAAUCGAGAUAUUAAAAGAGAGACAUCUCCAAUGAUUAUAUUCGUCGUAUGGUAAUCAUUUUAAAUAUGUUGUGAGACGUAUUUAAAAAGAAAAAAAAAAUAGAAAAAGAAACAACCAUCAAGAAGAAGAAGAAGAAGAAGAAGAAGAAGAAGAAGAAGAAGAAGAAGAAGAAGAAGAAGAAGAAGAAUAACAGCAAAAUCGAAGAAAAAUGGAAGGAAACGAUAGUACGAAUUAUUGGCAAAAUUUGAGCUUAUCGAACGUAAGCCAUCACACAGACGAUCAAAUAAUGUCGAAUCUAAGCGUACAGAUAAUAUUCUGUAUAUUUUAUGGUAAUAUAUUUAUACUCGGUGUAUUCGGUAAUGUAUUGGUAUGUUACGUUGUAUUACGUAAUCAACAGAUGCAAACCGUAACAAAUCUCUUUAUAACGAACUUAGCGUUCAGCGAUUUAUUAUUGUGCGUAUUGGCGGUACCAUUUACGCCAUUGUACACAUUUUUAGGUGGUUGGAUAUUUGGUAGGAUAUUGUGCCAUUUGGUACCGUACGCACAAGGUGUAAGCGUUUACAUAAGUACAUGGACAUUGACGAGCAUAGCGAUAGAUCGUUUCCUUGUAAUAUUAUAUCCAUUUCAUCCGCGUAUGAAAAUUGAAAUCUGUUGGACUAUAAUAUUUGGCAUAUGGAUGGUUGCAUUAAUGUUGACCCUACCAUAUGGGUUUUAUAUGCAAUUCGAACCUUACGAGCCUUAUACUUAUUGCGAAGAACAUUGGCCGAGCGAGCCAUUCCGUAAGGUUUUCAGUUCAUUUACAACGAUAUUGCAAUUUCUCGUGCCCUGUUUCGUAAUAACACUUUGUUACAUAUGCGUUUGGAUAAAAUUGAAUGAUAGGGCAAGAUUAAAGCCCGGUAGCAAAAGUAGCAAACGCGAAGAAACGGAUCGUGAGAGGAAGAAACGUACGAACAGAAUGUUGGUAGCUAUGGUAAUAAUAUUUGGAUUCUCAUGGUUACCAUUAAACAUCGUUAACAUCAUCAAUGACUUUUAUCCGCCUGCCAACGAUUGGUCUUAUUACGGAUUGUUCUUCUUUAUGACCCAUUGUCUUGCUAUGAGCAGCACCUGUUAUAAUCCAUUUCUUUAUGCCUGGCUCAACGAUAAUUUUCGGAAGGAAUUCAAACAGGUCCUACCAUGUUUCUCGAGGACAUCGAGGAACAGUACCCCGAGAUUAACGGAGGGUUGUAGAAGUGAGAAACUCUGCAAUGGAAAUAAUACCGUACAAGAAAGUCUAUUACCAAGUCAGGCGAUUAAAGUCCAGGUGUCACAGGGUUGCGAGAUGAUAACCUUGAAUCCAACUACGACAAAUACUUUAAAGGGUCAGGAUCGUCGUUCGAGCACGUCCAAGGAUUUCGAAGAUGCAAUUCUCUAAAAGGAAUCAUAAUCUUCGUUUAGACAGCUGUACUUUUUUCAAUUUUGAAACAACAAUGGCCACAACAAUGGCCACAACAAUGGCCACAACAAUGAUACCAUCAAUGGAAAACAAGAGGCGAUCGAUCCUUCGAAGCUUUACAACGAAUCACGCUUAAAGGAGAACAAUGACGUGAACAGAUGCUGCCAUUAGAUCUCGAAUUAACGCGAAUUUCACGGAUAUGUUCGUUAAGUUUAUAGCGCAUGACAUUACGCAUUUGAAAUUGGCAAAUAAAUUUCUGAAUUAUAAAUUUAUAA